Molecule: messenger RNA, 2163 nt
Organism: Betta splendens (Siamese fighting fish)
Lineage: Eukaryota; Metazoa; Chordata; Actinopteri; Anabantiformes; Osphronemidae
Product: DOMON domain-containing protein FRRS1L
Exons: 5
Coding region: 363-1211 (282 amino acids)
Biological process (GO): regulation of glutamate receptor signaling pathway
Source: RefSeq, a predicted model, not a curated record
GCGGGGGGUCGGGCGAAACCAUUCGCCCGGCCAAUACGUACGCAGCGACUAUUGAGCGCUACGGGGCCUCUGGAUUCGCAUUUCAAAGAGGAUUAUGGUCGUGUAGCGGAAUUAGAUAGAUAAGAUUAGAGAUCGGGUUAAUUUACGGCGGCAUUAGCCUUUGAUCGCACGGUGCGUCGCUGUGAAUGCCCCCCCGCGUCCCCGAAACUGCAGCCGAACAGGCGACCGGGAUGCUGCGAUGCGUUUGGUGACGUCGCGAUGGAGACGUGCGAAGGAACACAGAUGAAAACCGAAAUGAGGGUCCCAUUGUAUCAGCGGCCGAUCUAGUAGCUCGCUUUUGCCUCCUUUCAUACGUCAUCGCCAUGGCUUUACUGCGCAGACUUCUGCAGCUCUCGGUUCUGCUGAUCCAGAGCGGGGGGUGGGGGGUCGCGCCGAGCCCCACCGACGAGGGCACACUCAGGGCCGGCCACGGCGAGCACGGAGAGCCGGGGCAUCAGGAGCAGCACAAGGACUCUUACAGCACCUUCGCCUCCGAGUUCCUGGAGUCCAGAUAUCUGUCCGACGAUGGUUAUCCAUUUCCCACGGCUCCACCAGUGGAUCCUUUUGCAAAGAUCAAAGUGACCGACUGUGGCGUGACCAAAGGCUGCAUAAGAUAUGGGAAGCCGGGAUGUGAUGCGGAGACGUGCGACUACUUCCUGAGCUACCGUCGCAUCGGUACCGACGUGGAGUACGAGAUGAGCGCCGACACGGACGGCUGGGUGGCUGUGGGCUUCUCCUCAGACAAGAAGAUGGGAGGGGAUGAUGUCAUGGGCUGCGUCCACGACGACAACGGUCGCGUGAGGAUCCAUCACUUCUACAACGUCGGCCAGUGGGCCAAGGAGAUCAAGAGGAACCCGGCCAGAGACGAGGAGGGCAUAUUCGAGAGCAACCGCGUGACCUGUCGAUUCAAGCGGCCGCUGUACGUUCCCAGAGAGGAAACCCUCGUGGACUUGCAUCUGUCGUGGUAUUACCUGUUUGCAUGGGGACCCGCCAUCCAAGGCUCCAUCACCAGACACGACAUCGACAGUCCACCAGUCAGCGACCACAUGAUCAGUAUCUACAAGUAUGAGGACAUCUUCAUGCCUUCCACAGCGUAUCAGACCUUCAACUCGCCCCUCUGCUUACUGCUCAUCGUGGCCCUCACCUUCUACCUGCUCAUGGGAACGCCAUAACAGCACAAAGGAGGGAAAAACAGGGAGUAGCAAUAAAAAAAGACGCCAUUUUUUUGUCAGAUGCCACAUCAAACAGUGCACUUUGCACAGAGAGGCUAUAAUCUAUAAAUGCUCUGAACUCACAGAGGAGGAGACAUAUACAAAUACACAAAGCUAUACUGUAGAGGUGUGUGUCAGUAACCUCGACAGGAUCUCUGAUAACAGUAGUGUUGUAGUAUAAAUAAGACUAUUUUCAGUAUUUAUGACAGCCUCUAAGUAAAUUCUGCAUGCACUGGGAAUGACAUAAAAACCCAAUGUCCCCAGCUGAUCAGAAGACAAUGUUGAACUUUGAACUUUGAGCAGCUCACACACAGUCUUCCAUCGCCUCUACCCAGGUUUGUUUGGAAAUGACAGCCUGUGGGAAAAAAAGUGAUUUAAGGACAGUUUUUGUGAUGGUGCAGCAUCACAUUACCAUUUUCCGAGAUUUCAGAAACUGCCCAGAAGAUGCAUUCACAGCGUAAACGCUACUAUGAAGGUUCUGUGAUACUUCGCUUUGCAAUGAUUUGAUUGUCAACCGUGGUGGCUGAUGUGCUUGUUUAACAGCACAGGGACUAUGUAACUUUGCUCAGCAGACAGAGAACUACAGAAAGUGUAAAACGUGAGUAAUAACGCAAACAGGAGCAAAUUGUGAAUUAAACAAAAUAUGUCCAGAUUUGCCCUCAUUGUUGCUGUAGCCUUUUACAUUUGUAUUAUUGACAUAAUGCCGUCCUUUAAGAUAGAACAGUAUUAAAAACACAACACUGUCAGCCGAACAGUAUUACAGUAAGCCAUUGGACAUAUUUGUAAUAAAAUAUAUAUUUGAGGGCUGUAGCUGUAAUUACAGUGAACUCAGGCCGUUUAUUGCUUUUAUCCACACUAGCUCGAACCCAUCUCCCGUAUCAAUAAAAGCAUGGUUAUAUAUGAUUAUGUCAAA